Messenger RNA from Tilletiaria anomala UBC 951, 1053 nucleotides. RefSeq lists its product as uncharacterized. Lineage: Eukaryota; Fungi; Basidiomycota; Exobasidiomycetes; Georgefischeriales; Tilletiariaceae. The record is from RefSeq and is a predicted model, not a curated record. The transcript is spliced from 3 exons. Bases 163 to 738 code for a protein of 191 amino acids.
ACUGUUUGGUGGUAAAUGCAGGAGCGCAAGUAAUGAACAGCAUUGGGGGAGCGUCGAGAUGGUGCUACAUGCUACAUACGCAUGCGAUGCUGGCUGUUCCAGGGAUCGACUUUCCGGUAGUGUUCGAAUACAUCGCUCGUGCCCCACCUGGCUUUGCAUCAGAUGUCUUUCAUUGGAAAGAACUUCAUCCGGUGCUACCAAACGCUCAAAUCGAAGGAAGCUCCUAUGUUGCAGGUGCAGAGUCGGAGAAGGAGGAGUGCUACCCUCGUACGACUCUCUUCGCUUGUGUCCCUAAGGAACGAGGCGGCGAUCAUGUGCAACGGAGACACCCGAUGUACGUCUAUCGCCAGUCCAUUCGCUGGAACGACUGACACCUGCGAGUGCAGAAUUGCGGCAGAGCCAUACAUACCAAGGUCGCUGGCGCUUUCGAUUUGCCAGGGUACGGCUGGAGCGCGCCAUACACUGAAGACGCGGGUCCAGGCUCUCCAUCACCCGUGUUGGCGACAAGGCGUUUGUCAAAGCGUGGAUCACUUUGCCGACAGACGCGAUGCCGACGUACCGGAGUCAGCACGGGACGAUCAGCGUUCGAACGUAUCUGUCCGCGUCGACGAAGCUGCAUGGCAAGACGGAGAACGAGGCGAUGAAUUACCGCCACCUCAGAGCCGUGGCGUCCAUCGAGGUGCGGAACAUAGCUACAGAGAGGCCGCCGUUCGGCGUUUCGCAGUGCUUGGUGCAUGAUGACGGUCGGGAGGAUUCCCCGCCGCCCCCUUACACUUCAUGAGAAGAGAAAUAGGGCAAUUUAAUGCGAUUCACUCACUGCCCCUAUUUUACGCUGACCUGCCGAACAUAGCGUACGAGCUAUCAGCUCGGUUACAUCGGCAUGCAAACAGAUAUACGCGCCGCAGAUUACUCAUGCAACAGGUAGGGCGCAUUUGGUCGGAUGGCCGUGCACAGGUCCCUGCAUAAGUCGCUUCUCAGAAAGAAAGAAUCAGUGCUCCAGUAGGCACUUGAACUGCGGCAAGAGGCACGCCUGUAUAACAAGGUCAUCCCUCC